This is a messenger RNA of Tachysurus vachellii, 722 nucleotides long. It is a transcript of the gene cmc2, whose product is annotated as C-x(9)-C motif containing 2. Gene Ontology annotation, cellular component: mitochondrion. The coding region runs from base 171 to 407 and encodes 78 amino acids. Lineage: Eukaryota; Metazoa; Chordata; Actinopteri; Siluriformes; Bagridae. The record is from RefSeq and is a predicted model, not a curated record. The transcript has 4 exons.
UUUAAGGGUUAAUGGUGCUGCCAGCUAUCGGGGUGAAAGUUCAGCUCUCCUGUAUGGUGGAGUCUCGUAUACUGUACGACAUCAUAGCAACACUUUAAUGGCGUUUUUAAUAUAAAACAGAGUUCAAAAUCCACCGAAAAACCAAAGGUUUCCUUCUUCUUCAGCUCAGGAUGCACUCGGACCUUUCACCACAUUUACACACGGAUGAGUGCAACGAAAUGAUUUCGCUGUUAAAAAAGUGUCACAAAGAGCACAAUGUCCUGCGCUUCUUUGGAACGUGUAACGAUGUGGAUCGAUCCAUGAGGGAGUGUCUUAGGAAAGAGUAUCAGGCAAAGCGAGAGCGCAGCAAAGCUCACGCUGAGGAGAUGAGACAGCGGCUCAAGGAAGGACCUAAAGCUCACCCCUGAGGUGGAAAUCUAGAAAAUAGAAAUUGUAAAAUAUAUUUCAGGACUUUUUUUUUUUUUUUUUUUGGACAUUGGACGUCUUUGUCUCUAUAAUAACAGAUUUUAGUAAUGAUGAUUAUUACUGUUGUGCAGCUAGAAGAAUUAACUCACAGUUACAAAGCUCAAAUUCCUGUUUAUUCUCUGCUCAGUAUGGGGUGCGAAUACUUUUGGAAAGCAUUUAUAUAGGAUUAAAUAGAUCAUCUGUGUUCACUCUGAUGGUUAAAGUGCAACAUUAAUCAAUCAUUUGGACAAAGAGGAUUAAAGAAAUACUACAAACUA